Brassica napus (rape) is the source of this 5251-nucleotide messenger RNA. RefSeq lists its product as uncharacterized. Bases 1511 to 5251 code for a protein of 1246 amino acids. The record is from RefSeq and is a predicted model, not a curated record. Lineage: Eukaryota; Viridiplantae; Streptophyta; Magnoliopsida; Brassicales; Brassicaceae. The transcript is spliced from 2 exons. Gene Ontology annotation, molecular function: nucleic acid binding; RNA-DNA hybrid ribonuclease activity.
UAAUCAAAAUUAGAAAAUAAUAUCAGAUAUGACCCCAACCCUAUUUAACAUCCUAAAACAGCAUUGGAAAGUUAGCAAUACAAACCUCCAAACCGCUUCGGGUUUAAGGUGAUGACUAAGAUAACACGUGCAGUGCCUCCAUAUGCUUUAAACUUUUCACAAAACUCAAAGGCAGCAUUGUCCCAGAGGUACAGCUUCAGCACGGGGUCGCUGCAACAACACAAACUCGUGUGGUAAGAUAAACAAUAUGUGAAUUUGGAGGAAGAUAUAGAUUAACUUACUCAUGUGUUUGAACAUGAAGCUCAACUCGGCGGGAUGCAACUAUCUCUGUUUCAUCAAGCAGGAGACUGUCAUUGGGAACCUUCCCAUUCACAAGUUUGAUGUGGCCAAUAUAAUCUGCAAGAGAAGACAAUAAAACUCAAUGUUUUAUAUCUUAUAAACCCGACAAUAAAACCUAAAUUUCCGAAUCUGUAUGAAAAUAUUAUCCUAGGCAAACAAUCCAGAGUCAAUACAAUAUCUAAUAAGAUGAUAUCAUACUAUUUAAGAUUAGAUUAAACUACUAUCCAAUACAAACAGUGAUGGGGUGUAAUGAGGCGAGAACUUACCAUAAAGAUCACCUCUCAAAUCGGAGGCAGCUUCAAACUCUCUGAAUCCAUGGAUCCGGAACCGAUCCUCAGGGAAACGGAUCGAACUGUCCUCGAGAACAGAGAGGACAUAGUUCCAUGAGAAGCUAAUAGUGACACUUGGUUCAGCUACCCGGUAAAUAGUCUUGCACUUUGAUCCAAAGAACUUGUUGAGUCGAUAAGUAGCACCGGCUUUCAUGUGAGGCAAAUAGGUCUUAAUUCUUCCAUAGCAAAUGAAGCCUUGGAUAACACGUUCCUGUUGAUAAAAGAGCAUCAUUUAGAGAAACUAAUCAGGAUAUCUUUAAAGAAAACAAAAGUAAUUAAGAUAUUUAACCCGCAAUGAACAACAAAAAAAACCUCAUGAUUGUGCUAACAACAACUAAUUACAUGUAAUUUAACAGGUGGCAUUUACGCUAGAACGGAGUGGCUAACAUUAACUAUUAGUCAUUAUCUUACAAUACAUCUCAUUUACGUGUUCUCAUCUCCCAUUUACGUGUAAACAGUGAUUCAUUAUGUUAAUUCUCGAAGUCUAUUAAACCUUUAUGCGUUUUUUAGGAUUAGGAAAAUUAUUUUUAUAUGAUAAGUAUGUUUUCAAAUAGAGAAGACAGUUUUUGAAACUGAUAUAAGUACGGAUCUACAAAACUAUAUAUUUAUUUUAUUCACAAUCAAUAUACAAACCCUAAACGGUUUGGUUCAAUACAUUUUUGCUUUAAAACAGAUAUUUGCUGUAAAAUGGAUAUUUGCUUUAAUAAAAUAAUUUAAUUUUUAAGAUAGAAAGACGUAGUGGUUUGGCACUGUUUUGGAAGCAGUCGCAUGAAGUGGAGAUCUUGAGUUCAAGUAACAGAUUUAUAGAUACAAAGGUGAAGGCUGGAAACCUUGUAUACUACAUGACUUUUGUUUAUGGUGAUCCCGUAAGACAGAGAAGGAAUGAGGUAUGGACUGUCUUGAAGUCUAUUGGAAUGAACCGUCAUGGAGGAUGGGGCUUAGUGGGUGAUUUUAAUGAAAUAAUGUGUAGUGAUGAAAAGCUUGGUGGACCUGGGCGCAGUGAGAGUUCCUUUUUUCAGUUUCGGUCUAUGGCUCGUGUCUGUAAGAUAAAGGAGAUUCCGAGCUCUGGAGAUAAGCUCUCAUGGGCAGGAGUACGAGAGGUGAUCACCAAUGGUGUUAAAGAAAAUGUUUGGAUUCAGUGUCGGCUUGAUAGAGCCUUCGGAAACGCAGAAUGGUUUAGUCUCUUCCCCCGCACUCACCUACAAUAUCUGGAACGCUUGGGGUCUGACCACAGACCUAUCUUUCUCAGUAUGGUGUCUCGGACUCAGAGGCGAAGAGGAAGAUUUAUGUUUGAUAAGCGAUGGUCCACGCAACCGGCAGUGUGUGAUAUAAUAAAAAAACAUUGGAGACCGGUGGAACGAUCAGAUGGUAGAGAUGUGACCUCAGUGAUCUCAUCGUGUCGCAAAGAUUUGGCCCAGUGGAAAAGAAGUGAUGCAGGAAACUCUAAGAAACAGAUCAUGCAGCUAAGGCUACAACUCGAGGGGGAGGAGAAAAAAUGUGUUCCCAAUUUGGCGAUGCUUGCUGAUCUGAAGGUGAAGUUGGCCCAGUUGUAUCAAGAAGAAGAAAGCUUCUGGAAACAGAAGAGUAAAAACACGUGGCUGGUGGCGGGGGAUUUAAAUACGAAGGUCUUUCAUGGGUGGGCAAAAUCAAGGAAAAUGAAGAACUUGAUACCUGCUUUAGUUGACUCGGGAGGUGUUGAACAAACCGAGGAAGAUGCGAAGGGAGAGAUCGCAGUACAAUACUUCACAAACCUUUUCCGUUCAUCUUCUCCAUCUGAUGCUACAGAGCUGUUGCUAGGAAUGGAGCCCAAGGUAACAGAGUUGAUGAAUACGAGAUUAACCAAAGACGUGUCAGAUGCAGAGAUUAAGAGAGCUGUAAAGGCGAUUAAGAGUGAUAGUGCCCCGGGAGCUGAUGGUAUGUCGGCACACUUUUUUCAGAAACAUUGGUGCCACACUGGUCCUAUGAUCACAAAAGAAGUGCAUCGUUUUUUCCGAGAAGGAAUUCUCCCAUCUGAAUGGAACUAUACCCAGCUAUUCUUGUUACCAAAGAAGCCAAACCCGAAGCUGAUGUCUGAUCUCAGGCCUAUUAGUUUGUGCUCGGUUAUUUACAAGAUCAUCUCGAAGGUGUUGUGCUCGCGUCUUAAAGGAAUCCUUCCACAGAUUGUGUCUCCCACCCAAGGAGCCUUUGUUGCAGGAAGGCUUAUCUCGGACAACCUGUUGAUUGCACAUGAGAUGGUGAAUGGCCUGAAGACAAACCCCAACUGUAAGGAGGACUUCAUUGCAAUCAAAACAGACAUGUCAAAGGCAUACGACAGGGUUGAAUGGUCGUUUUUGGAAGCACUUUUUGUGAAGAUGGGUUUCCAUAGGAAGUGGAUUGAUUGGAUCAUGCUGUGUGUGAGUUCUGUCACGUAUACGGUUCUUCUAAAUGGACAGGAGUUUGGUCACAUCGUUCCAGAGAGGGGACUGAGGCAAGGGGACCCUCUCUCCCCCUUUCUUUUCAUUCUUUGUGCAGAAGCGUUGGUACACGUGAUGAACAGAGCUGAGGAAAACGGUCGAAUCUCUGGAAUGAAGCUUACUCGCCAUUGUCCUGCAGUACAACACUUACUCUUUGCUGACGAUAGUUUGUUCCUGAUAAAAGCUGAAUUACAGGAAUGUGUUGCUUUUCUGAGAUGUUUAGAGCUGUAUGGAAAGGCAUCGGGGCAGGAAAUAAAUUUCAACAAAUCUUCUAUCACCUUUGGAGAAGGUAUUGAUGAGGUUAUGCGGAGACUGAUUGCUGAGCUUCUGAAUAUUGAAAAUGUGGGAGGUGUUGGAUCAUACUUGGGUCUACCUGAGUGUUUUAGCGGUUCGAAGCAGGAAUUGUUAGCUUUCAUUGGAGAAAAACUUGACAAAAGACUAAAUGGAUGGUAUACCAAAAUGCUUUUUCUUGGGGGAAAGGAGGUACUCCUUAAGUCUAUUGCAAUGGCUCUUCCGGUGUAUGCGAUGUCAUGCUUCAAGCUUACUAAGCACCAUUGCCAAAAAAUGAUGAGUGCGAUGUCUGCCUUCUGGUGGAAUGAGAGUGGAGAUAAGAAGAAGAUUCAUUGGAUAGCUUGGGUUAAACUGUGUGAAUCCAAAGAGAAUGGAGGCCUUGGGUUUAGAGACAUAGAGGAUUUUAACCAGGCUUUAUUGGCAAAGCAGGCGUGGAAGUUAAUGAAUGAACCUCAAAGUCUGCUAGCAGAGAUUUACAAGGGACGCUACUACGCAAAGACGUCUCUGCUUGAGGCUGGAAAGGGAUUUCAACCCUCUUAUGCGUGGCGGAGCAUCGUCUUUGGUAGAGAGCUACUGAAGAAAGGUUUAAUUACGUCUAUUGGUAACGGUAAGGAUUCCAUGGUUUGGCUAGAUAAAUGGAUAAUGGAUGAGGAACCUCGUCGACCAGUCAACAAGCAGAUCCAUUUUGACGGGAAUCUUCGUGUGGCUGAUUUAUUGAAUCAAAACGGUACAUGGAAGUUGGAGGAGCUUAAUAAUCUCUUUCCUGUGAAUGAAGUGAGUCGAAUCAUGGCGCUUCAGAUUGGAGGUAGAGAAGACAAAUUAAUUUGGGCUUACACAAAUCAUGGAGCUAAUACAGUCAAGAGUGGCUAUGGAUUGUUAGUAAACGCGGAGGCACGUAGGAAUGCUCAGAUGACAGUCCAGGAGCAGAGGUUGUUAACACUCAAGCGUAGAGUGUGGAAGAUUGUGUGUUUACCAAAAAUCAGAAUGUUUCUUUGGCGUGCUCUCUCUGGGGCUCUAGCUGUGGCUGAUAGGUUGCAAUCUAGAGGCUUGAAUGUACAAGGAAGAUGCCCUUUGUGUCAAUCGGAAGCGGAAACAAUCAAUCAUAUGUUGUUUCGGUGUAGCAAGGCGUUGGAACUGUGGGAUCUAACAGAGUGCCCCAAGCCGGCGCAAGGGUUUUCCAAUGGACUCGAGGCCAACAUAGCUUUCUUGUUUGAUGCUUUGGAUGGAAAUGGUGUUGGAGACAGCACGGUGCUUAAUGCUGAGGAGGAAGCUACUUUGUGGUUUGAGGCAAACAAACAAGCUCAACACAUUGAGGCGCAGAGUCAUAGAAUAGGUGAUAUGGAACGGUGGUGCCCUCCUUCAACAGGUACUGUUAAAUGUAACAUUCAUGUCAACUGGAGGAGUGCAGCCUUGAUUAGUGGAGGAGCUUGGAUAGCAAGGGAUCAUACGGGGAACGUUUUAUUCCAUGGUCGUGAUGCCUUUACUCCCUCACCAAACAGGAUGAUCGCAGAGCUGAGGGGUAUAUUAUGGGUGAUGCAGAGUGCACGGGAUUUACAUUUUCAUUCAAUAUGCAUCGCCUCAGAUCAUCGAGAUACCGCUGAAGCUUUACUAUCCCCUGCAUCAUGGCCACGGUUUCGAUGUCUCUUGGAACAAAUCAUGGCACUGUGUAAUUCUUUCUUUUCAGUCGCCUUUGAAGUGGAGAAAGUAGGGGCGAACUCAAUAGUUCGAGAUAUCGCAAAGAGUGUAAUGAGAGACGGUCGUCUGCAAUCAUAUCUUGCUCUAGGCGGACCAGCCUGGCUUCAUAGCCGCAUCAUCCGAGAAGCUACAAGACAAGACUAA